Molecule: messenger RNA, 3271 nt
Organism: Plodia interpunctella (Indianmeal moth)
Lineage: Eukaryota; Metazoa; Arthropoda; Insecta; Lepidoptera; Pyralidae
Gene: Or-63
Product: odorant receptor Or1
Exons: 18
Coding region: 107-2506 (799 amino acids)
Biological process (GO): sensory perception of smell; detection of chemical stimulus involved in sensory perception of smell
Cellular component (GO): plasma membrane
Molecular function (GO): odorant binding; olfactory receptor activity
Source: RefSeq, a predicted model, not a curated record
CUCUAUAAACCAAAGAAAGCAUGCAUACAGAAUUCGAGAGCAAAGUUGAACUUGUGGAAAUAUUAAAAAGAUCCUACUUCUAAUCUCAAAGAAUACAGAAACGGCGAUGAAGUGGUUCGUGAAGAAUCAAACCCAGUCUCUGGCUAUAGCUCUGACAGCCUUGAGGCUGGUGGGGUUCUGGGCGCCAGAGAGUCUGGUCGGGAGGAAGAAGACGAUUUACGACGCGUAUGCGGGCUUCUCGUUCAUGGUGCUGCUUGGGAUAUUUCUGAUCGCCCAAUCGAUAGACCUGUUCGUGAUAUGGGGCAACAUUCCCUUGAUGACGGCGACUGCCUUCAUCCUGUUCACCAACCUGGCUCAGGCUGCCAAGUUCAUUAACCUCGCUGUUCGUGAGAAGAAGAUACGAGCUAUAGUCGACAGUGCGGACACCGUGCUACGUGACGCUGAUACACAUGAGGCCAAGUCUAUUGUGAAGAAUUGCGACAGACAGACUCGUAUCCAACUGGUUGCCUUCUUCACCCUGACCCUGGUCACAAUCACUGGCUUCGCCACCAGCGCCGAGGGUGCCAACUUGCCUCUCAGAGCUUGGUAUCCCUACGACACGACAAAAUCUCCAGCAUAUGAACUCACCUACGCCCACCAAGUGUACGCUCUGUUCGUGGCUGCGUUCCUCAACGUGGCCAAGGAUACUGUUGUGACCAGUCUGUUGGCGCAGUGUCAUUGUCGGCUGCAGCUCCUCAGCCUUUCCCUGAGGACUCUGUGCGAUGAUCUGCCUGUGACUGGCUUGAACCAGCUGACUCCGCAUCAAGAAAAAAGCCUCAAGUCCCGGAUCCAAAGGUGCGUGGUUCAUCAUCAGACCGCGUUGGAAGCCGCCACUCUGAUGCAGAAGUACUUCUCGGAGCCGACCUUCGCACAGUUCAACGUUUCACUGGUCAUCAUCUGCGUCACAGCUUUCCAGUUGGUUUCUCAAACCGACAACAUGGUCCGACUGGUGUCGAUGUGUACGUAUCUCGUGAACAUGAUGUUCCAAGUGUUCCUGUACUGCUACCAAGGGAACCAGCUCUCUGAAGAGAGUUCAGAAAUCGCCAACGCAGCGUACCUCAGUCCGUGGUACACGAUGUCGCCUCCCCGUCGCCGGGAGAUCCUCUUCAUUAUGACCAGAUCGAGAAGGAUAGCCCGAAUCACGGCUGGAGGCUUCACCACGUUGUCACUGGCUUCUUUCAUGGCGAUAAUAAAAGCGUCGUAUUCCCUGUUCACCUUGCUGAAACAAGUUGAUGACACCAAUUGCGCAAAUAAAACACACCCACCUUUAUCGUUUUCAACAAUCGCUGAUGUAAAAAUGAAGCUUUUAGUGUCCAACGUGACUUGGUCUUUGAGGCUCUCUCUGACUGCCCUAAGAUUUGGGGGAUUUUGGUGGCCCAAGGCAGAUGGAACCUGGAAAAUCUUGUAUAAUGUCCUUACUGCGUUUUCUGUCGUAUAUAUGAUUGGCAUUUAUUUGAUAGUCCAGACAGCGGAGUUUAUCUGUGUGCUCGGGGACGUGUCCCAAUUGUCCAGGGUUGGGUUUAUACUGUUCUCCAACCUGGUGCUGGGUAUUAAGAUGUACAACCUCGUUAUAAGAGCUGACGAGAUUCGCGGGUUAGUUGAUGAGAUGGACCGAAGGCUGAGAGACGCUAAAGGCGAUGAUGAAAUCGCAAUCAUAAAAAGCAUGGACAAGUUGACGAUGUGGCAGCUGUAUGUAUAUUGUUUCGCAUCCUUCAACACGGUGUAUGGUUUAGCAAUUAGUGUCAGGAAACCUUACCUGCCACUUCCAGCUAGGUAUCCCUUUGAAUCUACAAUAUCUCCAGCUUAUGAAAUUGUUUAUACGCAUCAGGUGUCAGCCAUAACCCUAGGGGCGACGAUAAACAUGAGUCUGGACACAUUGGUAACGACAUUGAUGGCCCAAUGUUGCUGCCGGUUCCAGCUUCUUGCUCUGGCUCUGAGCAAGCUGUGCCAAGGCUUGAGCACUACUGAAAAGAUGAUGUUAUCAGAAGAAGAUGACCAAAUUGCUCUCACACGCCUCCGAAGCUGCAUAGACGAACACCGAGAGGCUCUGCUGAACGCCAGUCAGAUACAGAAUAACUUUUCCUUGCCAAUCUUCUUUCAGCUCAGCAUAUCUAGCUUUGUUAUCUGUGUCACUGCUUACCAGUUGGCUUUUGAAGAAAUGGUAAUUGUGCGUCUGUGGUCUUUGAUAUCGUAUUUAAUAAGCAUGACGACACAAGUAUUUCUAUAUUGUUAUCAUGGAAACGAACUGUCUCUUCAGAGUGCAAAAAUAUCGACAUCAGCGUAUCAUUCGUCAUGGUACACAUGCUCGGCGCGACUCAGGCGCACCACGCUUAUGCUCAUGGUCCGUUCAGUACGAGUGGUGUACGUCAAGGCGGGGGGACUGACAAUCCUGUCGUUAGCUACGUUCAUGGGCAUUAUAAAGGCAUCGUAUUCGUUCUUUACAGUUUUACAGACUGUUCAAGAGUGAUAAGGGAGUUGAGAAUCUUAUGUACCUACAUAAAUACCUAAUUAUCAGUUAUUGUUUUGUCUAGCAUUUAUACUACUUCUGUAUAGUAUAGGUAAUCCACAUCUGGAUCUCGUAAAUUAAUAACUACACACAAAAUUGUUUAUCAUUCUAAUAAAAUUUGUUUUAUAAGAGGGCGUUGAAAUAAAUUAAUAUUUACAACAAUGUAAUGUCAAUCAUUAAAAUAUUUAUCAAGUUGAUAAAGUGCAUUAAGAGUGAGUUUGCAUCAGUUAACUUUGACGUUAACUCUAAGUUGCGCACAAAGAUGCAAAGUACGCCCCAUUUUGUUUGAACGUCAGCGGCGCCCAGGUUAAAGUCAACGUCAAAGCUGACUGGUGCAAUCCACCAUAAAUAUUUUUUCUCUGUGUGAUAUAUGUUUCACGAAGUAAUUUGUAUUCAUGUUUGGUAUUACUUCUGCAGAUGUAUUUUUACAUAGUAUAGAUGCCAAACGGGUAUUUAUGAGCAUAGCGAUUUAAGCCAUAAUGUAAUAUAGCAUAUUGUAUUACGGCAUAAUUAUUUUCAAGCAUAACGUUCUUACGCAUUACUACCUAUUUGCAGCAUAACUAACCUAACCUAAAAGUUGAUUACGCCAAAAAUCAAUUAGAUAUGCCUUAGACCUAUUAUGUCAAAAUAUUUUAUGCCAAGACAUAGACAGAAGUGCAAAAUAAAAAAUAAAUCGAAAAUAGUGAACCUAUAUCAAUAAGUUUCAUUAGUAUUUAAAAUAAAUUU